UGUCCCCGUCGGCCAUUGCACGAAAUAGACGUUCUGUCGAGUACUUUUCAGUCGCCAUUUAGGAUUUACACUGCAAUUAUUUCAUCUCCAAUUAUCCAAGACGAUCCACGAUCCAUUAUUCUUAGUAGACGUUAUUUACCAAUCCUACAACUCACUGAAUCAUUGAUUGAUUCAGCCAGGUCUUAAGAUUGGAAGUGGACUGUGGAACGAAGUUUCGUUGUACCAUGUCGGAGGCGAGACUAUCUCUCGAAUUUGAGAAUCGGAUGUGAAAGCCUGCUUUAGAUACUUAUUUACGUGAUCAGCUUUCACGUAAUUGAACUAGAAUCAUAAGUAAUCUCCAAGUUAUCGUUAUUGCUCGUUGCUCACGCCAAUUCGAAAUAUGUGAAUAGGCCAUCUACGGCCUGCGAUACCCCACGAACUCGAGUUUCGUUGGAUUUCCCAUAAGUGUAAAUUUAUUCGGUCGCGAUGUUAUCGGUCUGUUGCAGGAUUCGGUUGUGAAAAAGUUGUCGAUCACGCGUUUUCUCGGUCAUGUUCAGUGAUAGUGCCCUUUGGAUUACCCUUUUCAUAUCUUGGAUUACGCCAUUUUGACAGGAACGUAUUUGCUAUGAUUAGCUAGGAUAAACCCCGUUCAGAACCAUGCCGCGCAUCUGCCCGGAACAACUUCUCAACUGCCUGAAGGUGCUGCUAGCACCUAAUGGCGGCAUCAAAAGUGAAGAACAAAUCGAUCGGCUCGUUUCGUUGAUUCAGAAGUUCUCAACGAAGCUAGUGAGCAAAUGUAUUUACAUUUCCAUCUUGAAAGCCACCGAUGUAAAACUUAUCAACUCAUUUAUGGGCGCUGGAGGGUGGAAACUGUUACAUACAUGGCUAGAAAGCUCCAUGGCUGCUGAAAAUUGGCCUCUAACCGUGGAGCUUUUAGAAUUGCUUCAGCUAGUGCCAGUGGACUUAGAACGACUAAAGUCAAACACAAUACCAAAAUUGGUCAAGAGCCUCUCGAAACAGCAGGAAAACACUGCUGCUCGCAACAUUGCUUUAGAUCUGCUCGGCAAGUGGGCUUUUAUUGUUAAAAGUGCUGCUGCCUCUACACCUACCAAUGUUUUGUCCCAAGUGAAGGAAGAGACUGAAACUACUGUCCCUGUGAAAACUGAACCAAUUGGUGUGAAUGCAGAGAUUAAGAAUGAUGUGUCACUGAAAAUUAAGUCAGAAGUCAAUAGCGAAACCUGUGAAGUUAAAGUAGAACCCAAAAUCGAACCAGUGGUUGGAGCAAGUAAUACACCUGCUUCUGGAGCUCCUCCUCUUCCUGUUCCUAAACUCAAGAUUUCUUUAAAAGAUGUACCCAAGGUAUCGCAGUUAAAGAAAGAAAAUGAAAUCUAUGGUAAUAGUGAUGACUCAGAGAAUGAGCACAGCUUAUGUAAUGGAGAUGCGGAUGAUAGUGAUGAAAAUAGAAAACUAUCGAAAAGAGAGAGGUUGCAGAAAAAAUACAAAGACACCCAAGAAGACACUCAAGACCGAAUGAGAAAGCAAAAACUUAAUAGAAUAGGGGAAAAAGAACAUUUAAGUAGUAGCAGCAGCAAUAGUAGUAUUAGUGGUGGUGCUAAACCUGUUACUUCCAAGGUGAAAUCUAAGGAUUUAAAAGGUAAACCUGACAAAACUAGUGAUAAAAAAUUAGACUCUCUUAAAGACAAGAAAUCAAAAGAUCUAAAGCUGAAAGAUAAGGCUCUUUUUCAAAGUGAAAAGGACCCACCUAAAUCACUCAAAGAUAAAGUUCAAGCUGAGAAAGAUAAGGCCAAUCUCGCGAAAGCUCUUCCUGCUCCAGCAUCUGUUGUUAAAUUAGGUAAAAUACCUAAGAAAGUAUCUCAAGGAAGUGAUAUUAAACCUAGUAGUUUCAAUCUUUUUGAUAGUAACAGUUCUAAUCACAAUAGUGUUAAGAAUAAAGUGCUAAGUGAUGAUAGAAAUAAAAAAGUCAUACCCAACGAAAAGUCCAUACCUAAAAAGCCUGUUGUGGUGGAACCUCCUAAAGUAGUCAAAAAGGUCUCAAUUUCAAUUGAGCCUAAAAGAAGUCUCCCGGAAGACAUUAAACUCAAAACUGUGAAAACAUUCAACUCUAAAUUUCGUCUCACCGGUCUAGAAGAAGAACCGCCUAAACCGCCCGCGCCAAAGAAGUCCAGUAGUAGCAAUUCAGCAACUAAUUCCAGCAGUCCUGCAACACAUUCUAGUUCGUCAACUUCCUCUUCAUCAUCUCCUGGCUCAAGUGAUAAGAAGCCCGGUUUGAAACGUACGUCUCCACCUAAAGAGCAACCCCCAGAGAAGAAAAUCAGGACUGAGACUCCAUCUCCGUCUUCCAGCCCUGCCUCAAACGAUAAGAAAAAAUCCAAGACUGAAGAUCAGAAGGAAGACAAGAAACCGCAUGCAGCAGCGAAGAAACCGAUGCUCCUGGAAAGUGUUGGUUUCAUGGACGCGUUGGACGCUGCUAACAUCAAGACAGAACCUCGCAAACGGAAACGAAAAUUGAGCACGACGAAAGAAUCUAAUGGUGGACCAGAACCCAAGAAAGAGGCCUCACCCACCGGUGCCUCUGGAGAUUCUGACUCUCCCAAAGUACCCAUCUCUCCACCCAUCGUUAAGCCGCAAUUUAAGUUUUAUCAAGAUACGAUGGAAACUUCGCUUGAAGAAGACUCCAAAAGUAAAGAAUCAAGUGAGGUUAACCCUCCAGAGCAAGUUAAACCAAAGGAUGAGUUCCAUGCGGAUGCUCAGGAGGACAAAUCAAGUUCUGAAGAAGAAUUCAAAGUGAAUAUCACGGAGAAUGAAGUGCCCCUGGGUGAAACGAGGCCUGAAAUGCCAAAAAGUGCUCUAGUCCAUUUCAAAUCAAAGAAAGACGGGAAGAGGAAAAGUGUCUCCUGGAGAGAAGAAGACUGCCUGAUUUCAGUCAAAUACUUCGAAUUAGAUGAAACAGAAAGGAUAAAUGUUACUAGGAACUUCACAGAUAUGAAACAGCAAGAAAGGUAUGCUGAGAGAGAAAACUUCCUAAAAGCAAGAAAUCUAGCAUCAGAAGAUAUAAUGGAAGAAAAAGUUGCGUGGAUGUGCCCGCCUCCGCUUAUCGAUUUAGAACCUUCAACUGUCAUUCCUGGGAAAAACAGUCAAGAAAAAGAUAUCCAGUAUGCUAGGGAGAAGAAUGUUCUUCAAGCAAUUUAUUUCAACCGUAGAUCGAUUCCUGAUACACCUGCUGAACCAGAUUUAGAAAUUCACGCGACGACUGACCCAACUUUAAUCCCACUAGAAGAUACAACAGGCAGUACAGACUCAGUUUGUGACUUCACGCAUGAACCAUGGCCAGAACCAAAACGAGAAGAAUUUGAAAUGACAAUGCCCAAUAUGAUGAUGCCAAAUAACAACUUCAUGUAUCCGGGGAUGAACAAUAGUUUUCCAUGCGGUCCGUUCCCGCCUGCGAACAUGUUCCCUGGAGGUCCAAAUCCAAUGGGCCCUGGCGACUGGAGGGGACCUGAUCCCAACAUGCCGAUGUUCCCAGGUGGAAGACCGGGCCCAAUGGGUCCUGGACCUGGACCUAUGGGACCAAUGGUACCAGGAGGUCCUCCUGGACCGAUGGGUCCUGUCGGGCCAAUGGGUCCGAUGGGCCCAAUGGGACCUGGUCCAGGCCCAGAUAUGGGCUUCCCGGGCAACUUCGAUCCUUCAUUUGGGCCAGGUAUGGGCCCACCUGGUGGUGGUCCUCCAAACAUGUUCAAUGGUCCUGGGCCUGGUCCGGGUUGGUUCGACCCGAGCGGUAACAACAUGGGCCCACAAGGAAUGAUGAACAUGAACUCAGAUUUCGGACCCUCCGGCAACAUGCCUCCGCGGAAUAGUGGCAAGUACCGUAAUGACGAUAGGGGAGGACGAGGCGACAGCCGACCUUGGAAAGGAAAAGACAAGAGCAAAAACAAAGGCAAAGGAUCUUUCAAGAAAGGAGACUACAACGAAGAGUUUGCUUUAAAGCACGGAAUUUGUAAAAUGUUCCUGCGCAAGGGGAACUGUUCGUUUGCUAAUUGCAAAUUUUUACACUCGUUACCGCCAUAACAUGAAACCCCAAAGCUGAAAGCAGCAAGUAAAGCUAACGGAUCUGAUUGAUUACCUGUUCAACAGAGCAUCAACUCAACGAUUCCUCAUCAACGUCCUUUGUGAAUUUAGGUUGUCUCAGUGCCUGAUUGUCUCAACUGUUAUCUUGAAAAUGGACCCUGAUUAUUUGUUCUCUUCUUUACGUAGGGCCAUUUUCCAUCAAUCAGCCACUCAGUUGAAUUUGUUGAUUUUUGGAUGUAAUGAUGAUAUUGGCUUCUCUUUUGCCACAAGUUACGAAGGCCUCUCGUCAAUCAUUCAGCCUCUGAUAACAUUCAAUAAACCGUUACAAUUCUUGGUUUUAGAGGAGCAAAAUGAUUUAAAUUUAAUAUCAAUGUGGCUCUUCAAUGCUUACUUAAGACUGACUUAUUAGCCUGUGAUGUUCCUUCCAAUGUAGGACCAAAUGUCAGCAUGACUGUAUCGAAUGAAUAGAAUUGAGGGAUGACUGACUAAUCCAAUGACUCGACGUAUCAAAGUAAUAAACUCUUUCGUUCAGAUGGAUUCUUUAUCGCAUGUAUGUUUGUUUAGUUGUGCGUAUUUGCCAAUCUGCUGCAAUCUAAAGUCUUAGAAUUGAACGUUUUCUUCCAUGGAAACUUAUCAGUGGUUUGUUUUAUGAACCAUUAAGUGCUAAGAGUUCUUUGAAUGAUAAUUUGCAUUUUGAUUACACGUGUACUUUUUGGUCAACUAAUUCAAAGAAGGAGCUGUUAGGUUUUCUUUUUAUAUAUUUUUAUGGUUAUUUGUUACGUAUUGUUCACAAAGUAUGACUGCUAUCUCUUAUUUCUUUAUUUUAACAUCUUGGUUAGAAAUUGUUCGCCUCUCAGUUUUGUUUCUCUUUGUUCCUUUCUCCCAACUCAGUGAUCCGAAGUGUAUAUUAUUGAAGAGCUUUAAAAUUCUCAAAUAAAAUCCCCUAAAAUUAAGCUGCUUAUAAAUAUCUCAAUUUUGUUCAAGAACCCUCUUUGUUGUUUGUAUUAUGUUGAUUGACAAUGAUUAAGUUGGAAACGACUAGGGAAGCACUCAAUUUUAUUACGUUUUAUUCCAAUUUUAUCAAAGACUGAUUGCUAUUUUAGGGAAUGGGAUUUGUAAACAUUUCUUUUUUUCCCUCUCAUAGCAAGUAACACACUCUUGCACACUGAAUCAAGUUUAAAAUUUCAGUUCUAAGUAUCUCCCUUCGUACUUUUCAAAGUUCUAGCUGUAAAUUAGUACUUGUCUUUCCGCCAACUUAUCAUGCAGUGUCUGUUUCUAGAGCUUAUUAUUUUAGGGUUUAAAGUACACUCAAGAUGCAUUUUUUUCUUUUUUAGUUCCAAAAGUUGUAACAUGCCAUAAUUAGAUUUUUCAAAUUAAGAAGAUAUUGUUGUUUUCAUCAUAUUUUUUUUCUUUCUUUUUGUUAACCAUUUUUUUGAGAUCACAACAAUCCACUGUAUUUUCCUGCAAAUAUUUUCUAAAGAACGGAUUAUAAAAAAAGAGAGGGUUAAAGAAUUCGAUAGAAUGAUUAGAGCACUACCAUUCUUGCAUGAAUCUAAGUGUAAGACAUGCUUGCAUUCACAAGUUUUUGAAAUAAAUAGGGUGAAAUAGGAGAAAUUUCAAGUCUUGAAGUGUGCAGAAUGAAGAUUUUUUUUCAAGUUACUUCCUAACUUCCCUUGUUUUAUAAAUUUAUAAAAAUAUAUGUAUUUAAUGGAGAAUUUAAAACAUUCAACUCGCUAAUUUUUUACUUGUCUAGGUUUUAAUAUUGCUUAUCUUUCUCAUGUUUUUUUUUACGAUCAUUGUGUCAAAUGUAUCGGCAAUAAUAAUCAAUUUUGCCUCCUCUUUGAUGCAUUGAUAUUUUGUUACUCAAGUUGGCCUGUAAUUAUGUGAAAUAUGUGUAUCAUAUUUGUUCCAUUUGUUUAUCACCAUGUUAAGAUGAAACCGUUGCAAUUGUGCAAUGAAAUUUUAUCCAUUACCUAUAGGCUAAGUGAACACUUUGUACCUGACAUAGGUUUAGGUUUUCUGUACAAUAUUUGCCAACUUGUUAUUUAUAAAUUGUACAUUUAACGAGAAAAAAAGAGGACAUAAAUAAAUGAUCUUGAACAAAUCUA
Messenger RNA from Bemisia tabaci, 6173 nucleotides. RefSeq lists its product as uncharacterized. Gene Ontology annotation, molecular function: protein phosphatase 1 binding; metal ion binding. The record is from RefSeq and is a predicted model, not a curated record. Gene Ontology annotation, cellular component: chromatin; PTW/PP1 phosphatase complex. NCBI's taxonomy places the organism in Eukaryota, Metazoa, Arthropoda, Insecta, Hemiptera, Aleyrodidae.